GCAAAUUUCUAGAGAGAGAAAAUAAAGUAAAACUGAAUUUUAGUGAGAGAGAGAGAGUGGUGGAUUUCUAGAGAGAGAGAGAGUGGUGGAUUUCUAGAGAGAGAAAGGGAUGGCGAUGGUUCAGAUCGCCAGGAGGAAGAAGGGACGGCCGUCGAAGGCGGAUCUGGCCCGCCGCUCCGGCGAGUCUUCGACAGUCACAGCACAGCCAGAUCUCCGGCGAAGCCUCCGUCGCCGGAACGUGAGGUACAACAUCAUCCAAUACGACGAUGAUUACCUCAACGACGACGAGGACGAGAGGAGGCGCGAGAAGAAGAAGCUCAAGCUGAUGGUGAAGCUGAACCAUGGCGAAGAAGAAGAAGAAGAACAAGAAGAAGGCGAUUCGGCACCGAAUUGCACUCGCGCAGAAGAAAAUGACGACGACGAUGAAAUUGAAGUUGGGGAAGAGAACGAGGAUGGAGAAGAAGAGCACAGAGAAGACGAAGACGAUGUGGUAAAGGGCAGAAAAGUUGAUUCGAAAGAGCUCCAAUCUGUUUCUGUUUGUGUUUCUGUUUCAGGAUUUCCAGCGAAUCCCCCAUCUGGGAUUCCGUUGCCUGAUAAGAGGACCCUGGAAAUUAUCCUUGACAAGCUUCAGAAGAAGGACACGUAUGGUGUGUUUUCAGAGCCAGUUGAUCCGGAAGAGCUUCCUGAUUAUCACGAUGUGAUUGAGCAUCCCAUGGACUUUGCCACCGUGAGGAAGAAGUUGGCAAAUGGAUCUUAUCCUACCUUAGAACAAUUUGAGAGUGAUAUAUUUUUAAUUUGUUCAAAUGCAAUGCAAUACAAUGCACCGGAGACUAUAUACCACAAACAGGCACGAUCAAUACAAGAACUUGGGCGGAAAAAGUUUGAAAAGUUAAGAAUUGACUUUGAACACUCUCAGAUAGAGCUGAAAUGUGAACAAAAAACACGGUCUAAUUCUUUGGUUAAGAAGCAAGCAAAGAAGCCACUGGGUCGUCCCUCACAGGAACCUGUUGGCUCUGAUUUCUUCUCAGGGGAAACUCUUGCUACUAUUGGAGAUGUACAGCCUUCCCAUCAAAUGCAAGGUGGUACCUGUGAGAGGCCUGGCUAUAUUGAUGGCAUUGUGAAGGGGAAUGCUUUCUUGGUUGAUGCCAAUCAAGAGAAAGCUGAAGAUAUUUUGUCAGGGAAGGGUCUGCUCUCUAAGUUGGGAAGGAAGUCAUUUGUGCUUGAUGAGAAUCAUCGUGCAUCAUAUAAUACGUCUAAUCAACCAUUUACUAGAUCAGAUUUAAUAUUUAUGACCUUUGAGAGUGAAAUUAAGCAGCUGGUUACUGUUGGACUUCGGGCAGAAUAUUCUUACGCUAGGAGUUUGGCUCGUUUUAGUGCAUCUCUAGGACCUAUUGCUUGGAAAAUUGCUUCCAACAUGAUUCAGCAGGCACUGCCAGCUGGCUGUAAAUUUGGCCGUGGUUGGGUUGGAGAGUAUGAAUCGCUUCCAGCACCAGUAUUAAUGCUCAAUGAUCUUGUCCAAAAAGAAACUAGUUUAGCUACAAAUUUGCAUUGUACUACUGAAUUACUGAAGGGUGACAAAAUUUUUGAGAAUGUGAAACCCACCAUUGAACUUCCCGUUAAUGGACGGAGGCUUGAGGGAAAACAUCCUUUGUAUUGUCCUGCAAGUGGGCCUGCAUCCGAAAGAAAACCUCCUUUGUUUGGUUCUGCUGGAGCAAGUCCCAAUGGUCCUGUCAACUUCCAAAAUCAGAAGCAGAAAGUCCAAUCCAGGAAAUCUGGCAAGUCUCAGAAUAAGGAUUGGAAACAAGGGGAGUUGAAUUCCUUACCCUCAAGUAAUCAGAAUAAUUCCAAUCUGGUUGCAGAGUUCACAAGUAAUGCUCCUAGAGCAGUGUCUAAGCCGAGAGAGAUGGUGCCAAAGAACAUGAAUGCUUUGCCAUCUACAUCUUUCAAGCAGCCAGAUACUAAUGGAGAUGUUAGUGGAGAGUUGCCCAGUGGAAAAGUCACGGAUACAAGUUUGAAUAGACGGGUGACUGGUCCAUCAUCUGAAAGUACAUCAAACGAAACAGGCAGAGCAGCUCCUUUUGUUGUCCAUGGGCUGGAGCAGGGUCUCCAUCACCCAGUUCAGUUGAUGAGAAUGUUCACUGAAAAGGCUCAAAAGCAACAUAAUUCUAAUCAUUCCACAGUUGAUAUUCCACCAGUGACACUGUCAGGUCCAUCUGGACAGAGGGAUGACUCGGGUAAUGCUUCAGCAGCAGCUACCCGUGCAUGGAUGUCUGUAGAGGCAGGAGGGUUUAAACAAGGAUCUGACAAUUCUAGUUCACCCAAAAAUCAAAUUUCUGCAGAUUCUAUGCACAACCCAACGAGAGAGUUCCAUCAGCAUAUUUCACAAAUUCGGGGGGAGUUCCCUUCUAGUGGAAUGUCUUUCCAAUCUGAUAAGAACAAUUUUCAAUUUCAUGCACUUGUACCUCAACCUAUUCACACAGGUGCUAUUUCACAGGUUCCUAACCGACCGAUGGUUUCCCCUCAAUUAGCAUCUGCUGACCAAUCUAGAUUUCAAAUGCAGUCCCCUUGGCGAGGUCUGAGUCCUCAUAGCCAACCAAGGCAGAAACAGGAAACCCUUCCGCCUGACUUGAAUAUUGGUUUUCAAUCUCCGGGGUCACCUGCAAAACAAUCUUCUGGUGUGCAGCAACCAGACCUGGCUUUGCAACUGUGACAUUGCAUUGCUAUCUUGGGGUGGAUGUUUCCACAGGAAUUGGACUGGUUGUGGAAUUUGCAGCUCUUGUCAUCGAAUGCUGAAUUUUGAUCCAAAAAGGCUUGCUUAAAUGGGAACGAGCCAGAAGUCUACCUGGAUUGGGAUUUGGCACAAAGUAGUCCUGGCUCCUGAGUCAAAACGAGUUUGCAAGAGCAGAAGACUUGGUGGAUUUGACAGAAAAUAACUUAACAUCUUCUCCGGAUAAGGACUACUGACAUAUUGCAGAACGUCUGUUUUAACCUAUAGUUGAAGCCAUAGAAAAGUCUGCGGGUCAUUUGAUUAUGAUCAGGAAAAAUAUAUUGUUGAUGUCUGUACAUUGUUUGCCAUUUGAUGAAGUUGGGUUGGCUAAAUAUUUAGUUCAGUUAAUGACUACUUAUGUAUCUGAAUUGGUAGUAGGGCAUCACUUCUUUAUUCUGCGAUUAUUUUGUACAUGAGGUUUACAUGUUACUAAUUAAA
Gastrolobium bilobum is the source of this 3205-nucleotide messenger RNA. RefSeq lists its product as uncharacterized. The transcript is spliced from 9 exons. Gene Ontology annotation, molecular function: protein binding. The record is from RefSeq and is a predicted model, not a curated record. Bases 110 to 2710 code for a protein of 866 amino acids. NCBI's taxonomy places the organism in Eukaryota, Viridiplantae, Streptophyta, Magnoliopsida, Fabales, Fabaceae.